UGCAACGUCUCGGCGCAUGUUGUACAACAGGCUGUCGCCAUUUUAUAAGUAUCCGUUUGUCAAAACGAUCAAAAAAAGAAAAUAAAUAUUAAUAAAUUGAUGUAAGGCCUAAGUGUUAUAUUAAAGAAGAAAGGUGCAAAGCGAGUCGCAUCCGGACCGUACGGCCUAGUAAAGGUAAGGAACAUGUCGUCGGUGCAGAAAGAGAGUGAGAGCCGUUAAACACUUCCUUCCAACUAAAGCGAAAUCCGACAAACAAAAAAAUAAAACGUGUUUACAAAAAAAUUACUGCUGAUGCUGAUGUUAAUCUCGGUUUAUAAAAAUGCAAAAUAUGUAAAAGAAGCGCAAAAUGUAUCGCGGUUGAUUCAAUAAAAAGUAUAAAACGCGAAAGAGACUAUUCAGUAGUUUUGUGUUGUGCGAUUCAAAAAGUCGUCAGUUUGUAACAGUAAGUUAGUAGUUUGGCAAAAAUGUUUUCUUCCUCGAAGAGGCAAACCCAUGUGUUCCUUUAUGGUAUACAAGGACCGUUCGCAUUUCCGCAGUUGCCAUGGACUCGGAAAGCGAGACAGAAUCAAAAGGAGCCCAAAGCCCCUCUUCGACCCGUUCGAGUGUUCGCUCAGGUUCAAGAUCCCCUGUGAGCGAUCGAUCUGUCUCAAAAAAUCAUGUUCACUCACCAUCCAGCGGAGGACCUAGAUCGCCGCAAAGCGAACCACGAUCGCCUAGCAGCCCACCAGGUUCCCCACCGAGCUCAGGUUAUCGUCCCGUUUCGCCUUACAGCAGCCAUCCUUAUUCGUCACCCGUUAAUUCAUUUGGAUCAAAUUCGGCGAGGAGUAGAUCUAGUUCCAGUUCAUCUAGGAGUAGGUCAAACAGUCCGGAAGUGAUGCAAAAAGGUGAUGGGCCGAAAUCACCCAAAUCUCCAAAAUCGCCCAAGUCACCAAACUCGCCGAAAUCUCCAAGUAGCGAAAGUUCCAAAAAGUCCUCUGCCGAAAGGAGUAUUAAUUCUGAUAAAAGUGGAUCGUCUCGGGAAUCUCGAAGGGCUCGAAAAAAUAUUAAUUUGGAGGAUGGAAAUACGUCCGAUUCAAGUCAAUCGAGUGUUGAUUCAUCUAGUAGGAAAAAUAAAAAUGUUGGGAAGAAUCAAGAUACUCAAGCUGAAGAAAUUUCAGAUGGUGAUAUGGAAUCGGAUCAUGAAAAACCACAAAGUCCAGAAGCGAAAAAAGAAUCGAUAAACAUCACUCACGACGAUUUAUCAGACGUUUCCGAUUUAGAUGAUUCAAUAGGAUGUCAUUCCGAGGAAGAAGAAGAAGAACAUAAAGAGGAUAAAAUCGAAGAUGAAGAAGAAGAACAAAUUCCCGCCGAUCCUAAGCCGACCGAAACGGAAGUAAAAAAGGUUUCUGAAAAAACGAGUAAAGCUGAAGAAGGCGAAGAACAACUCGAUUUUGAAGCGGAAGAUGGUGAAUGUCAAGAUCAAGAGCCGACGAAAGAUGAAGAUAAAGAAGCUGUUGCCCAAAAAGUGGAGGAAAAAGAUAAAAAAGAAGAAAAGGAUGAAUUAGAAGAGGGGGAGGUAACUGAUGAGGAUGAAGCUCGACCUGAAGAAACUGAACCGAGACCGGUUUGUCGAUUUUUUUCGAGGGGGCAAUGCACUUGGGGUGCAAGUUGUCGGUUUCUUCACCCAGGUGUAACAGAUAAAGGAAAUUACACCAUGUUCGAAAUGAUUAGACCAGUUAUUCCGGGUGAGUAUGGUCGUGAAGAGCGAAUGUACCGUCCUGAACCGCCGAUGGUAGAAUCGGCUUGGGAACGCGGCUUAAGAACGGCAAAAGAAAUGUUAAGGAAGUCUAUGAAAAGGAAAGAACAAGAUAUUGAUUUUGAAGAGAAAAAAAUGAACCUUAGUUUAGCUCAAGAAGAAUUUGAUAAAGAAAAUGGUUAUUACGCUAGGGCCCCAUCGCCUGAACCACGAUACGUAAUGAGACCACACCAUCCGGUUCCCGCUGAAUAUCCUCCGAUUGCUCGACCACCACCUCCCGAAGAAUACUACGGACGACGUCAAGUUUUGUACGAACCCGAAUUUCAGCCAAGAGAAAGAGUGCGCCCGUCUUACAGAGAAUUACCACCACAUCGUAUGCCGGAUUAUUACAACAAUAAAUACGAAGAAGAAGCACCCGGACAAUCUUCAUCAAAACCGCGGCGACCAAAACGCGAAGUUAUCGUUCAAAAAGUACCGGAAGAACGUCCGCAAGGUAGAGGAGACGAAUGGUCGGAUCCAUGGAUGAGAUCAAAAUCCCCCGGAACGAGAAAAGGAAGGAAGAGAUCGUACAGUUCUGGUUCGAGUUAUUCAUCGAGUAGCUCAUCGAGAUCUUCUUCACGAUCGAGUCGAAGUUCGUAUAGUUCUCGAUCGAGAACCUCUAGGCAUAAGAAAGAAAAUCGUUCGCAUCGACCAAGGCAAGCGGUUUCACCGUCAGUUAUUGUUUCCGAAAGAAAAGCUGCUAAUGAACGUGCUGCUCUUAUGAAUCCACCAGCACCAAAGAAAAAGGCUUUAUCACCAGGUAUGAUGCGUGUUGGUGCUCAAAACCCACCACCACCAUCCAAAUCCGAUUUGGGGCGUACAACGAGCAAAUUAGCCAUCGCGGCAGCUUUAGCUCGAGUAAAAGGUAGAAGGCGUUCGUCUCGUUCAUCAUCCGAGUCAUCCGGUUCAAGUUCAAGCGACUCUGAUUCUUCAGGAUCAAGCAGUUCUACGAGUAGAGAUGGGAGUCCUCCACCUCGACGUGUUGAUUUAGCGAUGGCAUUAAAAGCUCAAGCGAUGGAUGUUUUGAAAGGUGGUACGGAAAAGAAACAAAUUAAAUUGAAUUUAAAAAAUCCGGUUGGAGUAAGAAAACCAGAAACGGGUGAUGUUAGGAAAAUUGAGAGUUCUGGGGGUGGUGGAAAAAAGAGGGUUGCUGCUUCACCACCUUUGGUCGAUCCUAAAGCAGCGUCUAAUAAAAAGGCAACAUCGAGAAGGGAGGAAUUGUUGAAACAAUUAAAGGCGGUGGAAGAUGCUAUUGCUAAAAAGAGAUCGAAAGUUAAUUGAUUGCAAAAAAAUUAAUUGGAGGGAGAUUAAUGACAAAAAAAGGUAAUGAUGGUUUAUUAUUUUAUAUUAUUAUUGUUAGGAUUUAAAUGUGAAGCACAAUGAAGUUAUUUUCGUUCUUUUUUUAUAUUUUUUUUGUAACAGUUUCUCGUAUCUUGUGAAUAACUGUGAGAUUUAUUUUUUUUUUUUUUUUUAAUUAGGAUAAAUCUUUUAAUGUUGAGUGAUGAUAAGAUCGUUACUAUAAGUAAUUAACUAAUUUUCUUUUCUUGAAAUUAAUUAUUUCUUCAUAAUAAUCAAUAACUGUCGAGUAUUUACUCUAAUUAAGAAAUACUUUGAAGAAAACAAUUAAAUCAUAAAAAUAAAACGUUAACAAAUAGUUGUUAGUU
Onthophagus taurus is the source of this 3438-nucleotide messenger RNA. RefSeq names its product zinc finger CCCH domain-containing protein 18. NCBI's taxonomy places the organism in Eukaryota, Metazoa, Arthropoda, Insecta, Coleoptera, Scarabaeidae. The record is from RefSeq and is a predicted model, not a curated record. Gene Ontology annotation, molecular function: RNA binding; metal ion binding. Gene Ontology annotation, cellular component: precatalytic spliceosome.